UGUCUUCUUCACUAUUCGGGUCAUUUUAUCCCCUCAGAAACCCCUCACCCUCGACCUCCUGCGACGUGGUGACAUCAACAAUGGCAACUCCUUUAAGUUUAUCGAUAGCUUCAACUUAUAAUAAACCUUCAUCUUCACCAUUAUUUUCCCAAAGAAACUUAAGAUUAACGAGGCCUAUAAUUUCAGCUCUGUAUAGUCCCUAUGGCGAUUCUUCUACUAUUGGACUAUACAGUAAGACACACAGAUUGCCAUUGAAGCUUGACCAGCAGGAUUUUCACUCUAUUCCUGAUCAAAGUUAUGGAGUGAUAGAAGCCAAAAAGGGAAACCCACCUAUCAUGCCAGCUGUCAUGACUCCAGGAGGGCCUUUAGAUCUUUCUACAGUGUUGUUCAGAAAUCGGAUAAUCUUCAUUGGGCAGCCAAUUAACUCACAGGUGGCUCAGCGAGUUAUAUCACAGCUUGUGACUCUGGCAACAAUUGAUGAAAAUGCAGAUAUUUUGAUCUAUCUCAACUGCCCGGGUGGGAGCACCUACUCUGUCUUGGCAAUAUAUGAUUGCAUGUCCUGGAUAAAACCCAGGGUUGGUACUGUAUGUUUUGGAGUAGCUGCAAGCCAGGGGGCACUUCUUCUUGCUGGUGGAGAAAAGGGAAUGCGGUAUUCCAUGCCAAAUUCCCGUAUUAUGAUACAUCAACCUCAAAGUGGAUGUGGGGGGCAUGUUGAAGAUGUAAGGCGCCAAGUGAAUGAAGCAGUUCAAUCUCGCCAUAAAAUUGACAAAAUGUAUACUGCCUUUACGGGCCAGUCUCUUGAGAAAGUGCAGCAGUAUACUGAGAGGGAUCGUUUCUUGUCUGUAUCUGAGGCAAUGGAGUUUGGGCUCAUUGAUGGGGUUCUUGAAACGGAGUACUGACACAUUCUUGGGUUGCUACUGUCUCCGCCAAACGACAUUCUCUAGUGUCACGAGAAGCAACUGGAACCUGGCUUGAAAAGCUAGUGAUAUAACAUUCUGAUUGCAUGUGGAAAUCGGUUGAUUCAAAUUUAUGGUAGUCUGGUUGAUAAUGUUAGUUGAUUCAAAUCGUGUGUGAAACAAUUGAUAUAACUUGAAAGCUGCAGUUCAAAAAACUUCAAUUUUAUCAUUAAACAGCUACAUGUUUUUGCA
Olea europaea var. sylvestris is the source of this 1148-nucleotide messenger RNA. RefSeq names its product ATP-dependent Clp protease proteolytic subunit 6, chloroplastic. The record is from RefSeq and is a predicted model, not a curated record. Gene Ontology annotation, molecular function: ATP-dependent peptidase activity; ATPase binding; serine-type endopeptidase activity. Gene Ontology annotation, biological process: protein quality control for misfolded or incompletely synthesized proteins. NCBI's taxonomy places the organism in Eukaryota, Viridiplantae, Streptophyta, Magnoliopsida, Lamiales, Oleaceae. Bases 81 to 899 code for a protein of 272 amino acids. The transcript has 9 exons. Gene Ontology annotation, cellular component: endopeptidase Clp complex.